AUGAAACACUCCUACUCCUCACAGUGGUUGCGCGUCGCAGCGCUGCUUGCUGUGACGGCUAAUGCUCAAACAACCACCCAGGUCAAUGAUCCUCUUGAUACGGGCGUCCUCACCGUCACCUAUUCGGUCUGCCCAACUGUAUUGACGACCACCACCACCUUGUCGAGCACUCUAACCUACUGCGGAUCAACCCUUUGCGAUGGGGGAUCACCAACCAUCACAGCACCACCCAUGACUACCACUGCACCCAAUGGCAACGUGGGUCCUGUUCUCGACUUCACCAGGGUUGGUCCUGAUGGAAAGACCACUAUCCUUCGACAGCAAACCUGGGUCUACGACCAACUCUGCUCGGAUGGAAGCAGCCUUGAACCGGCUACUUACAUCAUCACUGAGACUUGUGGGUGCGGCACUCAUCCUACUAAAACUGCCGUCCCGGAUGGUUUCACUACCACAGUUGUUCAGUGCAAUUGCGGAGUCAAUGGUGGUACAAGUUCUGUUACUCUCACUACACCUUGCUCUACUGGGCCUUAUGCCACUGUCACGCCCAUUACCGGUGGUUCUAGUUCCGGUAGUGAUUCAGGUUCAAGUUUUGGUUCUGGCUCAGGAUCUGGAAGCGGAUCUGGCUCGGGCUCUGGUUCUGGUACCGGUAGUGGAGAAGGCUCAGGAUCUGGUUCAGGAUCUGGCAGUGGCAGUGGUACCGGCUCUGGUUCAGGGGCAGGAUCUGGUGAGGGUGCUGGAAGCGGUGCUGGCUCUGGUACCGGUGCUGGAAGUGGUCCUGGCAGUGGCACAGGCUCUGGAUCUGGAUCUGGAUCUAGUUCCGACAGCAGUUCAAACUCCGGAGGAUCAGCCCUAAAUAACGGCACCAUCUCACCACCCAUCACACCAGCGAAUCCAGCUGAGUAUCGUGGCUCCGCAGACAGGAUGUCCAUGGCCUUAUCGGCCAUUUUCGCUGUUGUUGUUGGCUGUUUGGCAUGGACAUUGUGA
Molecule: messenger RNA, 984 nt
Organism: Exophiala bonariae
Lineage: Eukaryota; Fungi; Ascomycota; Eurotiomycetes; Chaetothyriales; Herpotrichiellaceae
Exons: 1
Coding region: 1-984 (327 amino acids)
Source: RefSeq, a predicted model, not a curated record